AUGGUGGCGACCUUCACUGCCUUUGUGGGAGCUUGGCUUGCAGGCCUCCAUUGGGCUUCGGCGACUUCGGCGCUCGCUGCGCGGUUCGAUCAGGGCCUGGCGGAGAAGUAUCUUUGGAUCCAGCAGCUCACAAUCAUGCCUGCGGCCGAAUUGGCACGAAUGGAUUGUGGCUUAGCAUGCGAGAUGCUGCCGGAGGUCGCGCAGGUUCAUGUCACGGAGGACAGUGGGCCGCUCAACACCCGGGGUCUGGUGGCAACCUACGGAGGUGACGACUGCCUUGUGAGCUUCAAGGGCUCCACCAGCAUCACCAACUACCUUCUCGGGGAUUUCGACAUCCUUCUGGACCGGCCCUUUAGCUCCUGCCCGGACUGUCGCGUUCACAAAGGAUUCUACAACAGCUGGCGCAGUCUUCAAGACGAAACACAGCGAGCCCUCGAAGAUCUGGGAUGCGACAAGAAGCCGCUACGAGUUUCUGGCCACUCCCUAGGAGGUGCCAUGGCGCUUCUGGCGGCCUUCCAGCUGUCCGAGAAGUACCAGAUCAAGGAGAUCUACACUUUUGGUCAGCCCCGCGUGGGCAAUGAGGCGUGGGUGAACGCCUUCGAAGCUCGCAUGGCCAACGCAUCGUUUUUCAGGGUGGUGUCCUACAUGGAUCCCGUUCCUCAUCUGCCCCCUUCCUGGCUCAUGGGCUACCGGCACGUUGGGGCGGAGGUAUGGUACAACACCACUUCCUUGGGAAGCCCUGCCUUUUGUGCCGCAGGCCAGGAGGACUGCAGCGGCCAGUUCUCAGUGUUGCGCUGCCUCUUCCACACCUGCGACCACUGCUCCUACUUGGGACUGAAUCCCUGCAAGCCAAACGACCCCCAUCCUGCUUGCCUGCAAGGUGCUGGUUACAGAUGA
Messenger RNA from Symbiodinium natans, 897 nucleotides. Lineage: Eukaryota; Dinophyceae; Suessiales; Symbiodiniaceae. The record is from the annotation of a GenBank genome assembly.